AUGUUUGUGAUGGUGCAUCAGGACACACCCUUGACAAAAGGAAAGCAGAAAAAUGCUUUGAACAAAAAAGCAUUGGAUGACCUGGGGGAGCUAAGCCUGAAAGAAAGAAUCAAGAAAGCCACAGAAGGAGCUGAGACUGCAGAAGAGGCAGUGCUAGCAUUGAAAAAACAAUUGACCCCCAAGGAGCAGCAAAGUGCAUGGUCCAAAAUGAAAACCAAAAUGAAAAAUGACCCAGCAGAAGCAAAGAAGGUGGAAAACAUGUCCAAGAAGGAAAUUGGCAUCUAUGCCACCAUGUGCCUCUUGAAGGCUGAGGCUCCCAAGUUCAUGGCCUUAAAGCAGGAGUUGAACUCAGGUGUCUCCUUGACAAAAGGAGAAACAUGGGAGUCAGAACUUCAGAUGCUGCAGAAAUUUGGCCAGAGAAGAGCUGGAGCUUCACUUGGCCUCUGGUCGAGUGAAGAAUAUGAAGCUGAGAAUGAAGAAGCUUGGGACAGCCACUUCACCAAGGACCUCAGCAGCCACCUUCUGGAACUGGAAGGCAAAGGGAAGGGCAAAGCCUUGACAAAAGGAAAGCCAGCCUCAAAGGGAAGGGGCAAAGGCAAAGCCAGAGGACAGCCUCAACUGGCUUUGGAAGAUGGUGACCCCAAUGAGGAUGAUGACAAUGAUGAUAAGACAGAGGACCAGGAGUGGUCCACAUGCUUGACAAAAGCAAGGAAAGCCAGGGACCUCUUGGUGAGCAGCCAGGCCAAUCUGCAGGAGGAUAUGGCAAAAGCUGCCAGCUGCCAAAGGCUGAGCAAGGGCACCAAGAAGGAUGCAGACACACUGCUCAGCAAAGCCCAAGCAAUGGAGAAGAAGUGCAAAGACCUCUUGCUCAAGGGGAAGAAAGCUCUUAGCUUGACAAAAGCUAAAGGUCUGAUCCAGGAUGCCACCACACUGAGCAAGGAGCUGAAGGAUCAGAAGAAGGAGAUCUCAGUUGUGGCAAACAAAGCCUACUCCAAGGCAGGAACAGCCAAGUGA
Molecule: messenger RNA, 1014 nt
Organism: Cladocopium goreaui
Lineage: Eukaryota; Dinophyceae; Suessiales; Symbiodiniaceae
Source: the annotation of a GenBank genome assembly